Molecule: messenger RNA, 1872 nt
Organism: Esox lucius (northern pike)
Lineage: Eukaryota; Metazoa; Chordata; Actinopteri; Esociformes; Esocidae
Product: GTPase IMAP family member 4-like
Exons: 2
Coding region: 149-991 (280 amino acids)
Molecular function (GO): GTP binding
Source: RefSeq, a predicted model, not a curated record
ACAGUUAUCUUUCUUGAGAGAAAAACACUUGCAUAAGAUUUGGGUAGACAUUAAACCCUAUUGUUGACUGACUGCUUACCAAAGGUCAUAUUUGAACUUUCCAAACGCAUCUAUUGACGUCCUAGGUGACUGCAUUCCAUCGACUAAAAUGUCUGACCUGAGGAUUGUUCUGGUGGGGAAGACUGGAUCAGGGAAGAGUGCAACAGGAAACACCAUCCUGGGGUGGGAGGCCUUUAAAGAAGACAUGUCUGCUAAAUCUGUGACCAGAUGGUGUGAGAAACAGAGUGGAGUUAUGGAUCAGAGGAGGAUUGAUGUCAUUGACACUCCAGGGCUCUUUGACACAAAACUGAAGGAAGAAGAAAUAGAGGAAGAGACUGAAGAAAAAAAGAAAUUCACUGAAGACAAAAUAAAGAAAGAGAUUGAAAGCAAAUUGAAUACAAGUAUAGAGAGGUGCAUUUGGAUGUCUGCUCCAGGACCCCACGUGUUCCUCCUGGUGGUCAGACUGGGAAUGAGGUUCACAGAGGAGGAGCAGAAUGCUGUGAAGUGGAUCCAGGAGAACUUUGGAGAAGAUGCCUCAAAGUACACCAUCGUGCUCUUCACUUAUGGAGAUUUACUAAAGAAGAAAACAAUCAAGAAGUAUUUGGAAGAAAGCACAGAGCUAGAAAAGAUCACCAACAACUGUAGAAACAGAUUUCACAUCUUCAACAAUAACAAGAAGGAUGACCAGACUCAGGUCACAGAGCUGCUGAGGAAGAUAGACGAGAUGGUGGAGGCUAAUGGAGGAGAACACUACACCAAUAAGCUGUAUGAGGAGGCUCAGAGAAAGAUUGAAUGGGAGAAAUGGAAGAAAUGGGGAAAAGAAAAGGCUGCUGUUGCUGGAAAUGUAGCAUUGGCAGUAGCUGCAGUAGCUGCAGUAGCAUCACCUGAAUCUGUAGCUGCAACUGGAUUGGCUGUUGGAUCAGCAAUAAUACAAAGCUUGAAUAGAUUUUGAUCAAGUCAAUGGGUCAAGGAGGAGAUAAAAAUCAAAAAGUCACAGAAUGUAUCAUUUAAUAAUUACAUAUUAUUACCUAUUGCUGGAUUAGGCCUUUAUAUCCUUAAUUCUAAACCGGUUCUUCAAAUUCUGAAUGCUGAUUGGCUGAUAGCUGUGGUAUAUGAGACUGUAUACCACGGCUAUGACAUCACAUAACUCAGGCCAUGGCUUGUAAUUUGUCCAUGGUACUGAUUGGUCAGGAUAAACAUAUUUGACUCAAGAAAAUAUAAAGUCAAUACGAUGGAUUUUGAAGCAUUUAUAACAAAAAGAAAACAGUAAAAGAUGAACUCCUCCCAUAAAGCCAAUUGACUUGCGAUUUUCUAAAUUGGUUCAUGAUAUAGGUGUAACAAUAUUUUGACAAUGCAAAGCAAGGUGUUCCAAAAGGGUGUAAAAAGUCCUGGACAAAAACCAGUGUUGAAACUACAAAUGCUUAUAACUUUGUAUUAUGGCGUGAUAUGUUGCCACACCAUGAUGAGUGACUAUGUCAAAUGUUAUGAUAUUUUCACAUAUAUUAAUCCUUACCUGAAUGUAUGUACCCAGGUUUUCACAAGUGGAGCCGUUUAAAUAUUUUUCAGUUAGUGUGGAGAAUAGUUAGCAGGUUUUGGUUUUUGAUUGACAUUUUGUGUCGUAGAUGUAAGAAACCGGAUCUUUGAAGCACCACACCUCUAAUUGCUUUGUUAAUCGCUUUAUAACAGCAGUGAGGCAUCAGGGUAUUUUUGGAAGAUUUUCAAUGUUUUAUUAUUAUUAGUAGUAGUAGUAGUAGUAUUACUUUAUAAGCCUUUUGUGUAUUUUAUUUACAUUGAAGUAACUCGGCAGAUGCUCUUACGGUAGUGAAUGUAUAC